AUGUCAGCAUCAGCUCCCUAUAUCUGUGAUAUCCGAUGUGGAGAAGAAAUCAUCUGCCAAAGCUACAACUACAAUAGAAAGAAGGAGAUCUGCGAACUAAACAACCGCAGUAAAGAGGCGAGGCCUGAAAACUUUCGCUCGGUCCCUGAUUGGUUUUAUAUCAGGCGUUUGAAUGGAAGAGUACCGUUGGGUUCCAUUGUCGAAUUACCAGCACUAUCUUGCCAAGAAAUAAAAGCAAGUGAGGGAAAAGAUGCUAUUAGCAAUAAGUACUGGCUGAAUCCAACUGGUAAUGGAAAGACACGACUGAUGUAUUGUGAUAUGAACUUAGGAACUGGAGAUAUUGACGAAUGUGUAAGUGACAGCUUCAUUUGUGGUGUGAAUGCGACCUGUGUAAACACCAAUGGCUCUUAUGGUUGUACCUGCAUGGAGGAAGGAUCAGUUGGAGAUGGAGGUGUUUGUUCAG
This is a messenger RNA of Stylophora pistillata, 463 nucleotides long. RefSeq lists its product as uncharacterized. Lineage: Eukaryota; Metazoa; Cnidaria; Anthozoa; Scleractinia; Pocilloporidae. The record is from RefSeq and is a predicted model, not a curated record.